Esox lucius (northern pike) is the source of this 3951-nucleotide messenger RNA. Its product is annotated as G protein signaling modulator 2. NCBI's taxonomy places the organism in Eukaryota, Metazoa, Chordata, Actinopteri, Esociformes, Esocidae. Gene Ontology annotation, molecular function: protein binding; GTPase regulator activity. The transcript is spliced from 14 exons. The record is from RefSeq and is a predicted model, not a curated record. The coding region runs from base 1289 to 3313 and encodes 674 amino acids.
CGGAUGCACGUGCGGUUUGGAGGUCUAUUGCCAACUGCUCUUGACGGGCAAAUGUUGCAUGGCAGGAGACGUUUGGGCUUUACGGUAUAUUUCGAAUUGAACUGUAGUCACGGUAACGUUUUGACCUGAUAGAUAUUGGUUGCUGUUGUCUGUCAUGAAUGUGCUUUUUAUUUUCAGUGAGAAGUCUUAGACAUUUUAAUCGGAUGAUGGAAAUAGUUUGAUUGGUAGGAAGGACAGCUGUGGGUUACUGUAUUCAAUGAUAUGCAGGUGGGGCGUCAAGCUCGGACUAAGCCAUGAUGUAGGUCAGUAAUUAUGAUGUGAUGUAACAAUAAUCCUAGAGUUUCCACCUCCUCAACAGUAUUCUCUGCUGGUAGGUAUUGUUAACUCAUUCACAGGCUUCUAACCCUGGCAAUGACGGAGAAGCCUCCUCUGCUUUAGACAACGUAUGGAAACAUGUUCUGGUCUGUGUUUGUGUGGGAGGAUGCCUGAAGACAUUCCUUUUUGUUUUAUUUUUAUGUAUACAUUGGGGAAUGUUUAGGCUUUGUUAGAUGGAGGCUGGGGAAAGAGAGUUUUUGCUUAAAGAUCUGUGGGUCGGACUCACCUCCGUGCUGCAGCAGUACAUGUAUACCAGAGGAAGUGGCUUGGAACGCUGGACCACCCUAGGCCACAGAAGGAGUGCCGUUUAAGAAAGUAACUGAAUUUCCUGGAGGAGUAACCGACCGCAGCUGUUUUUAAGUCGGUGGUGGCAGAGUGUGGACUUGUGGGUUUCUACACUCAAUAGGCCUAGAUAAGAUUUGGGCAUGUCUAGGUUUCCACACCAGGGUAGUACCAGCUGUUUUUAGUUUUCUUCUUCCUGAAAAACAAGUUCUUAGCAAGUACUAGUUAAUGUCCACACAUGCCAGAUAAAUGCUCACAUACUUAAGCAAUCAUGUACUAAAUGCCGAACAGAGAACCCAGCUCAUAGUGAGGCUACACAGACAUAACCCAGGAGGGGAAUGUUUUUCUCUGAACUGACCAAUAAUGUUGAUCUGGUGAGCUAUCCACCUAUUACUAGCAAACCCCAAACAUAGCUGGUAUUCAUUUUUCACUUCUUAGAUAGCUGAUUAGCAUAGUUUAAGAUAUUUACCUGUCAAACAUCAGCAGAGUUUCUAGUGUGACUCAACAGCCAGGGAUUGUUUGCUCCAUCGUAUUUGUCACAUGUGCCCAUCUACAUGAGUGUUUUACAGUACCCCAGGUUAUGGUUUAGCGCCCAAGCCUCCUAUAGGUGCGGAGCCUAACUUCAUGCCGUAUGGGUGUGCUGUGGAGCCGAACGGUGCUGGUGGAGAGAAGUUUGAUUCUAUACACCAGCAUGACGAGGAUGGAGACAUCCUGUCUGGAACUGGCUCUGGAGGGGGAGAGGCUGUGUAAGUUGGGGGAUUACCGCGCUGGGGCCUCCUUCUUCGAAUCGGCAAUCCAGGUGGGCACGGAAGACCUCCAGAUCCUCAGCGCCAUCUAUAGCCAGCUGGGCAACGCCUACUUCCACCUGCAGGAGUACAACAAGGCUCUGGAAUACCACAGCCAUGACCUGACCCUGACCAGAACUAUAGGGGAUGAACUUGGAGAAGCAAAAGCCAGUGGCAACCUCGGAAACACCUUGAAGGUUCUGGGACGUUUUGACGAAGCAGUGGUCUGUUGCCAGAGACACUACGACAUAACCAGAGGGACGUACGAUAAGGUGGGGCAGGCCCGAGCGCUGUAUAAUUUUGGCAACGUGUACCACGCCAAGGGGAAGAGCAUCUGCUGGUCUGGAGCAGAGCCAGGAGAAAUCCCUCAGGAGGCCAAGCUCGCUCUGUUCAAAGCCACAGAGUAUUACGAAUUCAAUCUGUCCAUCGUAAAGGACUUGGGGGAUCGGGCUGCACAGGGAAGGACCUACGGUAACCUAGGUAACACACACUAUCUGCUCGGAAACUUCCAGCAAGCUGUGGUGGCCCAUGAACAGCGUCUGCAAAUCGCCAAGGAGUUUGGGGACCGGGCAGCUGAGAGGAGGGCCUACUGUAACCUGGGGAAUGCCUACAUCUUUCUAGGCCAGUUUGAAGUAGCUGCUGAACAUUACAAGAGGACUCUGCAGCUAGCCAGGCUGCUAAAGGACCGGGCUGUGGAGGCUCAGGCCUGCUAUAGCCUGGGCAACACCUACAUCCUCCUCCAGGACUAUGAGAGGGCCAUCGACUACCACAUCAAACACCUCAUCAUUGCAGAGGAGCUCAAGGACAGGGUCGGGGAAGGGAGAGCCUGCUGGAGUUUGGGAAACGCCCACACGGCCCUGGGGAAUCAUAAGGAUGCCAUUUACUUUGCAGAGAAGCAUUUGGAGAUCUCUAAGAUGAUUGGAGACAAAAUUGGCGAGGCAACAGCCAGGAUGAAUGUGUCAGACCUGAAGUUGGUGCUGGGUCUCGGUCAGAACCCCACCUCUAGCCCCAACACUGACAAGAAGGAGGACAGCGUACCGGGCGGAAGGAAAAACAGCAUAGAGAACUUGGAGCUGAUGGGAUUAAGCUCUGACAAAACAGUCGAGAAAUGGGACGAAGAGGUGUUCAGGCAGCCUAACACUAAAUCCAGUGUGCCCAAGGCCUCCUCAAAGCUCUUCUUUAUCAACCGGCUCAGAGGGAAGAAACCAAAGAGUCCGAGCUCUCCUCCUUCCAAUUCCAGAGUCCUCCGGGACACCAGCAACAAGCCAACAAUCCCUAAGAUGUACACACAGGAGUCAGAAGACAAGGUUGGAGGUUCUGACACUCUGGGUGAUGAGGGCUUCUUUGACCUCCUCACCCGUUUUCAGGGCAGCAGAAUGGACGACCAAAGGUGCUCCGUUUUAGACAGCCAGCAUCGUCUCCACGAUCCCUCCUCUCCCGGUACCACCCCCCCCGUAGCCGUGAGGAAAUCUACUUCCGUAUGUGAGGCCGGGCCGGAGCCUGGGCGUUUCCUGGACCUGCUGGCCAGCUCCAAGGAUUGUCGGCUGGGCGAGCAGAGAGCCAGUGUGUCCAGCAGCUUACCCGGUCUACGUCUCAGCACCUCCGAGCAGCCCUUCAGCCUUCCCCACAGUCCCGGCAACAGCGCUGACCCCCCCCAGGCUGACGACGUCUUCUUCGAUAUGCUAGUCAAGUGCCAGGGAUCUAGACUGAAUGAUCAGCGGUCUGUAGCACCCCCUCCCGCCACCAGGGGCCCCACUGUCCCAGACGAGGACUUCUUCAGCCUCAUCCUUCGCUCACAGGGCAACAGGAUGGACGAGCAGCGAGUCCCACCGCCUUGCAGCUCUGAUCCUAGUCAGCCCUGCCUAGACUGAUGCCCUGAACUCCUCACAGCCUUGACCAAGUGACUUCAGCACCUGCUGGUCCUGGCUCCAGCUUGGGAGCCAUUGUAGGGUUUUACCCUACCAAGGCCCCCCGCUGAAAAUGGAGCUACCCUGUGAACCGAAGUAACCUCUGACUGACAUUCUCACUUUACCCUUUUGGAUUCUCAGAUGGUCAUUUACAUGGGUUUCCAACUCAUCUCUACAGAGUUACAUGAACUGAUCAACACUUGACUUUUUUUUUUACAUUUUGUGUUUACACUAUAUGACUGUACAGAUUAUUCUUGCAGAGACUUUACUUUUUUUUUUUAAUUCAUGACAGAUCCUUUCAGCUGUUCAUUGUGUCAAUUAUCCAGAAGAAAGAGAGAAAUGUACCUGGCUUGUCAGUGUAUCAUUUACAUCAGGGCUGUCCAACCCUGUCCUUAGACCACCAGAUACUUAUCAGCUGGUUGAGAAGUGAAAUCAGGUCACAGCUUGGUUUGGAGAGAAGCUACGUGAUGGUAGAUCUCCAGGAACAGGGUUGGACUUUGUUUAUAUGACAGAGAUAUAAGUGACAAAGAAAUUACAUAGGUCAGCAAUGUUUUAUACUUAAUGUAUGUUGACCUCAGAAAUAAAGCCUAAUUUGAACAGUU